AAUUAUUACUUUCCAUUUUCCCUACAUUUAUACGUUGAUCGAUCUCUCAACCCGGCACUAGGACAUCAUUCGACCAACUCGAAUUGAUACCGACCGACAGUAGAGUUAAAAAGCAAUAAGUAAAUAGGAUUGGUCUAAAUUAAUCAAGUUCUCUGCCCUGACCAACCUGAGCUAGUCGAUCAUGUAUUUGUGAAAGCAAAGAUCAAGGGCCAGAGCUGUACUUGAUUUAAUUAUUGGUUAUGAUUGUGUGAGGGUUGAUGAAAUAAAGUAAGAUUGGGAUUGGAUUGCGAGCGCAGCUAGCUAGGCAUGAAGUUGGUGUUUUGGGCAGUAGUGAUGAUGAUGUUUUACAGCAGCGGGUGUUGUAGUUGGGAAGUGGUGAAUGUUGGGUGUAUGCUCAUUCUGGAUUCCCCAGUUGGGAAAGUUACCAAAUUGGCUGUGGAGGCCGCUGUGGAGGACGUCAAUUCCAACCCAACUCUUCUUCCUGCAACCAAGCUCAACCUCACCCUCCUUGACACCGCCCCCACUGCCGCCUUUCUUCCCAUUCUUCAAGCUAUAAGGUUCAUGGAGACGAAUAUAGUGGCGAUAAUAGGUCCUCAGUCAUCAGUCAUAGCUCAUGUUAUUUCCCAUAUCGCGAAUGAGCUCCACGUCCCUCUGUUGUCUUUUGCUGCAGCUGAUCCUGCCCUUACUUCACUUCAGUUCCCUUUCUUUGUCAGGACUUCACCAAAUGAUCUUUUUCAGAUGGCUGCAAUAGCAUCCAUCGUGGAAUACUAUGAAUGGAAAAAAGUGGUUGCCAUUUACACUGAUGAUGAUUAUGGAAGGAAUGGCAUUGCUGCAUUAGGGGAUCAAUUGGCUCUGAGAAGAUGCCAGAUUUCUUACAAAGCUGCUUUGAAGCCUAAAGCAACAAUUGAUGAUAUAAGGGAUGUGUUAAUUCAGGUGGCUUUAUCAGAGUCCCGAAUUUUCGUUGUCCACACUUACCCUGAAAAAAACAGCCUGAGUAUAUUUUCGGUGGCGAAGAGUUUAAGGAUGAUGGAGAGCGGGUAUGUGUGGAUCACUACACAUUGGCUCUCAACCAUAUUUGAUACCAUCAGCCCGCUUUCUCCGGAAACAAUGGAAGACAUUCAAGGAGUUGUUACACUACGCAUACACACCCCAGACUCGGGAUUAAAAAGGGACUUUAUCUCCAGGUGGAGCAAUAUGACUAGAAGUCUGGCAUUUAACUGGCAGUUGGGAUUGUGCACAUAUGGUUUAUAUGCCUAUGACACCGUUUGGUUGCUUGCCCGUGCGCUUAAUGCGUUCUUUGAGGGUGGUGGAAACAUUUCAUUUUCCAAAGAUCCAAGGCUGGAAGGUAGCAGAGGGCGUCUGCGUCUAGAUUCCAUGAGCGUCUUUGAUGGUGGGAAUCUAUUGAGGGAGAUGAUUUUUAAGGAGGAAAUGACCGGCAUGACAGGUCCAUUAAGGUUCACAUCAGAUAGGGACCUAAACAGACCAGCAUUUGAGGUCAUAAAUAUGGUAGGGAAUGGAUUUACAAGGGUUGGUUAUUGGUCAAAUUAUUCCAGACUAUCAGUUAAUCCUCCUGAAUCGCUUUAUUCAAAACCAUCAAACAUCUCUUCUUCAAAUCAACGACUACACGGCAUGAUAUGGCCUGGUCAAAUGACCAGCAAGCCCCGAGGUUGGGUAUUCCCUAACAAUGGAAAGAAGUUAAAAAUAGGUGUCCCUAAAAGGGUUAGUUUUCAGGAAUUUGUAGGGCAGGUGACAGGUGGUGGUGAUGAUGAUGAUGAUAUGUUCAGAGGCUACUGCAUUGAAGUUUUCACUAAUGCUGUUACCUUAUUACCAUAUUCUGUCCCUUACAAGUUUGUGUCCUUGGGGGAUGGCCUUAAAAACCCAAACCAUACAGAAAUUGUGCAUCUAAUCACUUCCGGGGUUUAUGAUGCAGCAGUAGGGGACAUUGCGAUCACAACCAAGCGAACGAAGAUGGCCGACUUUACUCAACCUUACAUUGAAUCAGGGCUAGUUGUGGUGGUACCUGUGAAAGAAUUGAGCUCAAGUGCUUGGGCUUUUCUUAGACCUUUCACUCCUCCUAUGUGGGCUAUUACUGGAAUCUUUUUCCUCAUUGUGGGGGCCGUCGUCUGGUUUUUGGAACACAGAAUGAAUGAGGAUUUUCGUGGACCUCCUAAAAAGCAAUUCAUCACCAUUCUCUGGUUUAGCUUUUCAACUCUCUUCUUUGCACACAAGGAAACUACAGUAAGCACCCUUGGCCGAGUCGUCCUAAUCGUAUGGCUUUUCGUGGUCUUGAUCAUAACCUCAAGCUACACAGCUAGUUUAACCUCAAUCCUCACUGUUCAACGUCUUUCUUCUGCGGUGAAAGGGAUCGAGAGCUUGUUGACUUCGAACGAUCCAAUCGGUUAUCAACUUGGUUCAUUUACACGGAAUUAUCUGGUUGAGGAGCUUGGUAUUCAUGCAUCUAGGCUUGUUCCUCUUAAUUUGCCUGAAGAUUAUGUGGAUGCUCUAAGGAAGGGUCCUACAAAUGGUGGUGUUAUGGCUGUGGUUGAUGAACGUGCCUACAUGGAAGUUUUUUUAUCAACACACUGUGAGUUCAGUAUUGUAGGCCAGGAGUUUCAGAAGAACGGUUGGGGCUUUGCUUUCCCAAGGGACUCUCCUCUGGCAGUGGACUUGUCAACCGCAAUACUAAAACUCUCAGAAAAUGGAGAGCUUCAGAGAAUCCAUGAAAAAUGGCUUACGAGAAGUGCUUGCACAUCACAGAACACAAAGUUUGAAGUUGACCAUCUUGAGCUAAGGAGCUUUGCAGGUCUCUUUUCCAUCUGUGGGGCUGUGAGCUUCUUAGCUCUAAUGCUGUACUUCAUACUUCUCACCUACCAGUUCAAGAGGUAUUCGUCUGAUCCUGAUCUGUCUAGCAGUGGUGGUGGAAGCUCCCGGACAGGGAGGCUCCACACUUUCCUUUCAUUUGUAGAUGAGAAGGAAGAUUAUGUGAAAAGCCGGUCAAUAAAGAGGAGACAAAUGGAAGAGGCUUCAGGUAGGGGGAGUAUUGGUGGUCAUGUUGAUGCUUGUAUAAAUGGAUCUAAGAACAUAAAUUGACCAUUCACCAUGGUUGUCACGGUGGUAAGGCAAGUCGGGGAGCCAGUCGACUGCCAUAUUGCCUAGGCAAUUGGGCGACUAGUUGCACAUUGUGUCAUAUAUAUAGUUUAUAUAUAUAUAUAGAGAGAGAGAGAGGACUUUUCAUGUCCAGCCGGCCUGACGGGAACCGCCGUCCGGCCGAGGGCAUUUCGGGCACUUCCCGGUGGAAUUUUUUGAUAAAAUUUUUUGGACAUGUUCUUCAUCAAGUCUAGUUUAUCCAUACCAAAUUUCAGCUCAAAAUUCGAUCGGGAAGGCAUUCAAAUAUUUUUUUGAAGUUGACUGGGUUUUUAUAUGUAUACUUUGACGCAGUCAACUUCAAAAAAUUAUUUGAAUGUCUUCCCAUCGAAUUUUGAUCUGAAAUUUGGUAUGAAUAAACUAGACCUCAUGAAGAACAUGCUCAAAAACUUUCAUCAAAAAAUUCCAUCGGGAAGUGCCCAAAAUGCCCUCGGCCGGACCACUCCCCUGUCCGGCCACCUCAAUUUGAGGUGGUUCUCGGUGGUAUUUUUGACCCAAAUUUUUUGUGUAUGUUCCUCAUCAAGUCUAGUUCAUCCAUACCAAAUUUCAGAAAACAAUUCAAUCGGGAAGGUCAUCAAAUGAUUUUUGCAAGUUUACUGGUCCGGAAUAUGUAAAAAUCAUUUGACGACCUUCCCGAUUGAAUUUUUUUUCAGAAAUUUGGUAUGGAUGAACUAGACUUGAUGAGGAACAUACACAAAAAAUUUGGGUCAAAAAUACCACCGGAAACCACCUCAAAUUGAGUUGGCCGGGCCAGGAUCCUGUCCGGAAAUUCCGGAGAGGAAGAGCUCUCAUAUAUAUAAUGAUAUAUAUAUAUAUAUAUAUAUAUAUAUAUAUAUAAUUAUAUACGUAGUAUGAUAUUCAUAAUAUCCGGUUUAACUAUAUUUAAUUUGUAAUUUAUACUACUUGAUAUAUUAUGUAUAAUAUAUUACUAAUUAAACUGUAUAACCUACAACUGAAACUAACAUUUAAUAAUUAGAGACAAGGUUUAUUAAUGGGAAUGAAGAGUAAAAAUGCC
Molecule: messenger RNA, 4159 nt
Organism: Cuscuta epithymum
Lineage: Eukaryota; Viridiplantae; Streptophyta; Magnoliopsida; Solanales; Convolvulaceae
Source: the annotation of a GenBank genome assembly